Molecule: messenger RNA, 648 nt
Organism: Paramuricea clavata
Lineage: Eukaryota; Metazoa; Cnidaria; Anthozoa; Malacalcyonacea; Plexauridae
Source: the annotation of a GenBank genome assembly
AUGAAGAAAAUAACAGUAUACGUCGAGUAUGGAGAAACCACGAUGAAAUUACAGAAUCCGUUAGUUUUAACGCACGCGUCCAAACUUUACGUGAAAACAGCCGCCGUGUUCUGGAAUUAUAAAAAUAUUCGGAAAGGUUACAACGACUAUUUUUCCAUCGACGGGAAAAAAGUUGUGUUGGACGAAGGAUACUGGACGUUUAAAAAUUUACGGAAAGAGUUGGAAAGUCACGGAUUAUCCGUCGAAGAAUUUCCCGACGGUCGCAUCAAGAUCGGAUUCACGAAAGGUAUAAAAUCUUUAAAUUUAUGGAAAUUAAGUGACUUGUUAGGAUAUACCACCACUUUUUCCACGACGCAUCAAAGUGAUCGUCCCGUGGAUAUUCACGAAGGAUUACGUUACGUGACGGUCGGAUGUAAUUUAGCGAACCGAUCCCAAAAUAUAGAUCCGAUGGGAUUUUUCAGUAAUGUCAUCACGUCGCUUCCCAUCGACGGAACGAAACCUCUGUUUGGAACGACGACCAAAUACAACGACAUCGAACGCGAAGUCGGUGUGGAUGCGGGAAUUUACAACGAACUUCAUUUCGACGUGAAAUCUAACGUUCACGGUAUUGUACCGGGAAAUGUUUUAAUGGAAUUAUACAUCGUAUAA